AUGACUUCCGAGGAGAAAAAGCAGCAAUCCGACCCCUUCGACCCGGUCGGACUGCCAGAUUACGACGAAGAUUUCAUCGAUCCGGACGACCUACGUCGAUUCGAACAAGCACUCAAUGCCCCAGAAGCUUCCCCAUUGGUAGCCCUUAACGACUGGCGCCCUAUCAACCAACGUGUACGCAAGACCCGCGGUCGCCGCAAGAACCCGAAGCGAAGCAAGGAUGAAACUAGAGAAGGCGUCCUAUACACAGUUCUCAAAUGGCCCUUCCUCUUCACGGUCUUCGCAUGGAUCGCCAUGCUGAGCCUUGGCUACAUUUUGGUCAGAGUCUACAUCUUCCUAUAUGAGCAAUGGGUCACAUGGAGGGGGAAGAGGCAGCGGCUGAGAAAGGACUUGUCAGUACAAAAGAACUAUGCAGAUUGGUUGAAAUCAGCCCAAGCGCUGGAUGCCCAUCUCGGCAAUGAAAGCUGGAAGCAGACCGAUGAGUACGCUUACUACGAUCAUAUCACGAUUGAUAAAGUGGUGGCCCAGCUGAAGAAAGCAAGGGCGGAUACGGAGUGGGAGGCUGAGCAUGGUCGGGUGAGUGUCAACGACACUCCGGCCGUGGAAGAGCUUCGGUCUCUGUUGGAGGCUUGUGUGAAGAACAACUUUGCAGGAGUGGAGAACCCUCGAAUCUACAGCGAGGCCUAUUCGGGAACCAAGGAGCUAGUUCAAGAAUAUAUCGAUGAGGUACAUUCGUGUAUUCAGCUGGUACUGAGCAGCAAGCAGGUCGAUCGGGAAGCCAAAUAUCAGCAUUUCAAGCAUCUUGAUACCAACUUCGGGAGGACCGCGCUAUGCCUCUCGGGCGGAGCUACCUUUGCAUACUAUCACUUCGGGGUAGUCAAGGCGCUGCUGGAUAAUGGUGUGCUGCCAGAGCUCAUUACUGGUACAUCAGGCGGAGCACUAGUUGCUGGCCUGGUGGCAACCCGGACCGACGAGGAGCUGAAGCAACUGCUAGUACCGGCACUUGCUCACCGAAUUCGCGCCUGUCACGAAGGUAUCACAACGUGGGUUCGUCGUUGGUGGAAGACAGGUGCUCGGUUCGAUACACUAGACUGGGCUAAACAAUGCAGCUGGUUCUGCAGGGGUUCGACUACUUUUCGAGAAGCCUAUGAAAGAACUGGCCGCAUAUUGAAUGUGUCCUGCGUGCCCUCGGACCCCCAUUCUCCUACUAUUUUGGCAAACUACCUGACAUGCCCCGACUGUGUCAUCUGGAGUGCCGUGCUCGCCUCAGCUGCCGUGCCCGGCAUCCUUAAUCCGGUCGUUCUGAUGACCAAAAAGCGGGACGGUACACUUGCCCCUUACUCGUUCGGGCACAAGUGGAAAGACGGAAGCCUGCGGACCGAUAUUCCCAUCAAAGCGCUGAACUUACAUUUCAAUGUAAACUUCACGAUCGUCAACCCCCAUGUGAACCUCUUCUUUUUUAGCUCCAGAGGAACCGUGGGGCGACCGGUCACCCACCGCAAGGGACGUGGCUGGCGUGGUGGGUUUCUCGGCACCGCUAUUGAGCAGUACAUCAAACUCGAUCUUAACAAAUGGCUCCGAGUCCUACGCCAUUUAGAGCUACUACCUCGGCCACUGGGGCAAGACUGGAGUGAGAUUUGGCUACAAAAGUUUAGGGGCACUAUUACGAUCUGGCCUAAAAGCAUCGCUUCCGACUUCUACCACAUUCUCUCUGAUCCAACGCCCGAGCGGCUCGCUCGCAUGAUUCAAACCGGUCAGCAAAGUGCUUUCCCUAAAAUUCAAUUCAUCAAAAAUCGACUUAAUAUCGAAACGGCGAUCAUGAGAGGACUUCAAGAAUGUUCCGUCACCGGGGGCCGUUCCGACUGGAUGAGAACCUCCCCGAAAAGAAAUAACGACUCUGGAUACAAGUCCGAGUCGCAUUAUCUGGAUUUCUCUGAUGGCAUGUCGCACUCAACUGCCUCCUCGCGCCCUCAGACCCCGACUUCUAGGAGGGGUAGCCUUAUGGAGGAGAUGCGGCGCCAGUCGGCUGUCUUCUUUGAUGAUACCGACUUGGAUGGUGACGAAUAUGCUGUAGUCACCUGA
Messenger RNA from Penicillium waksmanii, 2082 nucleotides. Its product is annotated as patatin-like phospholipase domain-containing protein. The record is from RefSeq and is a predicted model, not a curated record. The transcript is spliced from 3 exons. Bases 1 to 2082 code for a protein of 693 amino acids. Gene Ontology annotation, biological process: lipid metabolic process. Gene Ontology annotation, molecular function: triacylglycerol lipase activity. Lineage: Eukaryota; Fungi; Ascomycota; Eurotiomycetes; Eurotiales; Aspergillaceae.